Trypanosoma conorhini is the source of this 1028-nucleotide messenger RNA. RefSeq names its product signal peptide protein peptidase. Gene Ontology annotation, molecular function: aspartic endopeptidase activity, intramembrane cleaving. Gene Ontology annotation, biological process: membrane protein proteolysis. NCBI's taxonomy places the organism in Eukaryota, Euglenozoa, Kinetoplastea, Trypanosomatida, Trypanosomatidae. The transcript has a single exon. The record is from RefSeq and is a predicted model, not a curated record. The annotation marks the transcript as partial. Gene Ontology annotation, cellular component: cytoplasmic side of endoplasmic reticulum membrane; lumenal side of endoplasmic reticulum membrane; membrane.
CAGUUUUGGUUGUUUACCUCGGAUCUCGACGACUUCUAGAGUAUACACGUGAAAAAAGGGAGAAAAACCUUAGCUUUGAGGAGGUUCUACUUACGGAUGAUACUUUGGCUUUACCUCUCAUGGGAUCAAUGGUACUUUUCCUUGCCUAUGUGCUUUUGCGGUUCAUUCCUUUAGAAUAUUUCAAUGCAGUGGUAUCUUUUUAUUUAAGCGUUAUCGGUGUCCUUUCCUUGGGAUCCUUCUUAAAGGCCUAUAUAAAACCAAAUUUUCUCACUGGCAUUUUUUGUUGUGCAGUGGGAGCGGUAUACUAUAUGACUAAUAGUUGGGUGGCGAACAAUCUAUUGGCUAUCGCCAUUGGUGUCCGGGCUAUUGGGUCUGUUCAUCUAGGAUCAUUUCAAAGUGCGUUUGUGAUGUUGUUGGGCUUGUUUUUUUACGACAUUUUUUGGGUUUUUGGUUCGGAUGUAAUGCUUACCGUGGCAGGUGGAAUUAAUGGUCCUAUUAAACUCGUUUUCCCCCGCACCAUCUUUGCCGAUCAUAAGGCAGUGAGUCUUUUGGGGCUGGGUGAUCUUAUUGUUCCAGGAUUCUUUAUUGCACAAACACUCAUUUUCUCUCUCGAGUACGUGAAACGAGGCACAUUUUAUUUUAAUGUUGCUCUUGUUGCCUAUACAAUGAGCCUUGUAAAUACAAUGGCUGUUAUGCUUAUUUUUGAACAUGGACAGCCCGCCUUGCUUUUUAUUGUGCCUUGGCUGCUCAUCACCUUUUUGGCUUCGGCUGCAUUAAAAGGCGAUUUAAAGGCAGUCUUUGUCUACACUUCCGAUGCCGUUACCCUGCCAAGUGUGGAUUCCAAAGAAGAAGCAGAAGAUGAUGGUUCUUCUAAAAAUCAAAUGGAGGAAAAUAAAGAUGAUGCAACGCUUAUUGGCGCCAUGUGGGGGGAGAUACUCACAUUGUUUGGGCGGGAAGUUACUAUAAAAGAUAAGGAUCAUUCAUCUCAGAAAAAGGAGGAGAAAGAAGAAUCAAAAAAAGUGCAAUAA